Messenger RNA from Gilbertella persicaria, 1232 nucleotides. RefSeq lists its product as uncharacterized. NCBI's taxonomy places the organism in Eukaryota, Fungi, Mucoromycota, Mucoromycetes, Mucorales, Choanephoraceae. The coding region runs from base 166 to 1059 and encodes 297 amino acids. The transcript has 4 exons. The record is from RefSeq and is a predicted model, not a curated record.
AGGUAUUUGAAGGAUGUGCUCGUGUGCAACAUGAGCAGGAAGUGUAUAUAAAAGAAAUCAAUUUUUUUCCUCUUUUUUAUACAGUCAUCUCUUAUUUUUAAUUACAUUUUGUAAUCCUUCCCAUUCAUUUCAAUUGAACAGUUAUCAACAAAAUUAUUGCAUAGCAUGAUUAAGACUCACUUGGUAUUGUUCACUAUUGCUAUUGUUGCUUGUUUGUUUUCAACAAUUGAAGCUGCAAAAUCUAACAAGAAAACAUGGGCAUUCCAUAACUGGAAUAAAUAUAAAAAAGCUACUGUUGGUAAGCCCACUGUUUGGGAUGCUGCUUGGGGAAUUCCUGAACACAGUGGUUGGCUUUGGUUCUGGCAAGGUGCUGAGAAAAACAAAAAUGUCCUCGUUACCGAUCCCUCUAAAAAGACAAAAGAUCUUGUGCUUCGUGUCAAAUAUCCCAAGAACAGUAGAAAUCCCGAAGCUAGUCCCGUUGGUGGUCUUGGAUUCAAGGCUGAACCUCUCACUAUUACUAACAAGGUCAAGACUGUUACACUUCAAUACAGUGUUUAUUUUGAUAAAGGAUUUGACUGGAAUCGAGGUGGUAAGCUUCCUGGUUUGUUUGGUGGCCAUGGUGAAUGUACUGGUGGUGAUGAAUCCUCUAAAUGCUUCACUACUAGAAUCAUGUGGCGCCACAAAGGUGAAGGUGAAAUUUAUGCCUACUUACCGUCAUCAGCUCAAAGAUUGUCCUUGUGUGAUAACAAGGCCAAUAUCUGUAAUCCUGAUUAUGGCUACAGUUUGGGCCGUGGCUCUUUCAAAUUCGCUACUGGAAAAUGGACUACUGUUCGCCAAACACUUACUAUGAAUACUCCUGGAAAGAAAAACGGUUCUCUUUCUUUGUAUAUCAACGGUAAACGUGUGAUUAAUGAAAAGAAUCUUGUUUUCCGUAUAAACAGCACUGGCCGUGUUGUUGGUAUCAUGUUCCAUACCUUCUUUGGUGGCUCAGAUAACAGUUGGAAAACUUCCAGAAACCAAUAUUCUUACUUCAAGAACUUUAGUCUCAAGCUUUCUUAAUCACAAUUAAACGUUUUCUUACUCCUUUUUUAAGGAAAAGGAGUAGAACAUCGACAAUACACAUUAUCGAUUAAUGUGAUUACAUACCCUUUUGUUAGACAAAACUUUUUUCAAAUUGAGAAAUAUAUUAAACUUUAGACCUUCUAUCCUUUUUUUUCGAUUGUUACUUUAUA